CCGGUCUUCUGCUGGAGACUGAAGAUGUUCAACAUAAACAAACUUCUUAACCGUAUUUCGGAUCCUAAGAACCAAAGCAGCCAAAGUCCGACAAAGCCGCCCACCGAAACUUCACAAGAUGAAGAGGCAGAGGGUUUCCUGUGCCCUUCCUGCUUCCAUGCGUUCCCCUCGGCAGAAGCUCUCCAGAACCACUAUGAGACAAACCACGGGAACGCCCUGCCCGGUGUUGAGGCCGGUGUCGGACCAAGGACGAGCCUCGUGUGCCCCGCAUGCAAGAUGCGCCUGGGCUCGGAGCCGGAACUCCAGAGCCACUACACCAGGCACCACACUGCCCAGGAAAACAAGGAUGACCUGAGCAACGGCGGGGACCUGGUGAACCUCAAGCAAGAGCUCUCGGAGCUUCACACGUCACUCAAGGAGGAGCGCUGGUACUCGGAUGAGCUGAAGCGAGAAGUGUCACGACUUCAGGAUGCCAUUUCAAGCAAGGGCGAUGUCGCUCUUGAACUGGCAGAGUCAGAAAUGCUACGCUCUCAAGUGCGAGCACUCGAAGAAGGCAAGGCACUACUGACGUCCGAGGUGCUGCUGCUUCGCCAGCAGCUGGGACAAGCGGGAGACACGAGCGCCGCCCUUCAGAUCUCCAAGGAGCAGCUCGAGCAGCGGCUGGCCUUGGCGUCGCAAGAGGCAGCUGAUUUCAAGUCGCGGCUCGAUGAAUUGGAAGGCCAGAAAGCGGCUUUGGAGUCUCAUCUGCUUCACGUCAAGGAAAAGGCGGAACGCUUGGAUUCCGAGCUUUCUCAGAGGUCCGGCGCCGAGGAUGCACUGGUACUGAAGCAGGAGCUUGUGAGCGUUCAGCGUGCCAUGGACCAGCUGACUCUGGAGCGAGAGGUGGAGAGAGACAAGCUGAAGGCUGAGAAUGCCCUCUUGAUGGAACACAGUCGCGCCUACCGAGAAGAGAAGGCAUCCCUGGAGGAGGCUCUGCUGAGGGCCCCGCGCCAGGAAGAGAUUGACAGCCUGCGUGCAGCCUUGGACGACCGUUCCUCGAGCAGUGGAGCUCUGCAGCAAGCCCUGCAGCAGCACAUGGUUGAGGUGAAGGAGCUCAGGGGCACCCUGAAGCAGCAAGAAGAACGCGAGGCCGCCUUGAGGUUGGAGCUGUCCGGCUGCACUCAGCGUCUGGAGGCAUCUCAGACUGCCCUGGAGUCCCAGAGGACUGAGCUGGCACAGAGCAGGGACGAUCUUGCGGCAGAAAAGCACAGCUCCCAGCAACUAGCCUCCAAGUUGGCACAAUUAGAGGGAGCGUUCAAGGACCUGGGAGCUCAGAACUCCGAACUGAUCAACGAGUUGUCAUCUCUGAAGACCACAUCACAAACAGCACUGGAAUCAAAAAACGCGGAGGUCGCUGAGCUGAAACAAAAAUUGUCCCAGCUGUCCGGUGAACUUGGAAAGAAAAAGUCGAGCCUUUCAGAGCUGAGCUCAAAACUGGAGAAGGAGAUUGAUUCUCACGAGUCGACGCGUGAGUCGAGAGACGGGUUCAAGACAGAGGCCUGGGAGAAGCAGAUGAAAGUGGAAGAACUGACGAGGCAGCUGGAAGCCAGGGAAAGCAAGAUGAGUGAUCAGGAAGAAGAGCUGACCAAGGUCAAAGAGAGUCUAGUUCGCCUGGAAGCCGAACGGGCUGAUCUCUAUGCCAAGAUUGAGUCCGGAGAAGGUGCCAGCACCCUCGCGAUGCAGCAGCUGACGCAGGAGAACGCUUCACUGCAGGACCAGGUCCUUGCGCUGGAAAAGGCCUCGGAGAGGGCUUCUCAGGAACACGACGCCAAAGUGGAGUCCUUGCAUCAGCAACUUCAAGAGAGCAAGACACAGCUGCAGGCUGCCAUGGGGGAGCAGCAGAAGCUGGAGAAAUGCUGCAGGGACCUGGAAGAGAGCCAGACCUCGAGCCGGUCGCGUGAGCACAAACUCGAAGAGGACCUGAAACGCAUGAGUGAGUCUCUCUCAGCCGCUGAAGCCACGAGUGCCACCCGGCUGAGCGAGCUGGAAAAGUCGAAAGUCAAGCUGGAAGAAUACGCCAAAGAAGCCAGCCAACUUGCUGAGAAGGUGCAAUUGCUAACGAGCGAGCUGCACUCCAAGCGGGGCGAGUGUUCGGACCUGGAGUCCGGGCUUGCGGAAGAAAAGCAGCGCGUCGCCAGGGCGGAGUCCAAGAGUGCGUCACUGGAAGACAAGCUGGGGGCCAAGUGCCAGGCCUUGGCCACCAUGACGGCAGAGAAGCAGACGCUCCAGCUCAAGGUGGAGGAGGCCAACAAGCGACUUGCAGAGGCGCGAACAAGUGCGAACAAGAGAGAAGAGCAGCAGAAGCAGCUACUGGAGAAGCUGGAAGCCGAGAAGAAACACCUCGAGGAAACUCUGCUUGCCGAGACGGAGCGGGGGAAAGCGCUGCAGGCGUCCCUGCAGUUGUCGCAGGCGGAGCUCAAGGCCGCGGAGGAGAACCUGGCGAGCACGCUGGAGAGCCUCACCCGACAGAAGGCGGAACUGGAGUCGAGCCUCGCCGACUGCAAGAGCCGUGCAGAUGCGGAGUCGGCAGAUCUGAAGGAGCAGCUCGCGCAACUGCAGCAUUCUCUGAGCUCCAGUCAGGAGAAGUUUGCUUCUUUGCAGCUCCAGGUCCAACAGCUGGGCACCGAGAAGCAGCGGCUCGAGAGCGACCUGGCGAGGGAGAGGGAGAAGGGGCAGCUGCUGGUGGAGGAGCGGGGCUCUUUGCAGUCGAGCCGGGACGCGCUCGAUGCAGAGGCCAGGGAGCUGCGGGACUCCCUCUCGGCCUCCAGGGAGGAGGCAGUGCGCUUCCAGAGCGACCUGGAGCAAACCGCCGCACAGGUUGCGCGGCUCACAGCAGAGCGCAAGGACUUGGAAGCUCAGCUGGCCACGGCGGAGAAUCAACUUGGCGACCUCGGGUCACGCAUUGCGCGAUUGGACGAAGAGGCCAAGUCCCUCAGAGAAGAGCUUGCCUCCAGCCGUGCUACGGAGGCAGAACUGGGGUCCGCACUCGAAAGCCUUAAUCAGGUCAAGCAGGAACUCUCUGACAAGCUGAUGGCCUUCGACCUCGAGGCAACUAGCCUAAGGAACGAGAAUAACACCCUCUCCGAUGCGAAGGCGGCGCUUCAAGAUGAGGUCCAAGAGCGGGAGGAGACACUCAGGCUGGAAGAAAAGAAGCGGUCGGAACUCGAAGCCCGGUUCCGCGAGCUCAGGACGCAGCUCGAAGAGGAUGCAAUAGCUGCCGCCAAGGAGCUGGUGCGGGUGAAAGGGGAGGCCCAGGAGCAGCUGGCGGCCCAACAGGCCCAGAUGGACACCCGGCUGGGCGAGCUUGCCGCCGAGAGGGCGUCCACCCAGGAGGAGCUGAGGGCCACCCGGGAACAGCUACAGGCGCAGCUGAGCACCUCCCAAGACAAGGCCGCCCAGUUCAAGCUCGCGUUGGACGAGGAGCGUCGAAAGUGCAAGCAGCAGGGCGUGGAAUGGGAGAGCGAGAAGGCGCGCUACGAGGCGCGGCUCACCGCACUCUCCGACAACCUGGACACCUUCCGGGGAGACCUGGCCAGCGAGCGCACCAAGCGCGAGGCGGCCGAGGCCAAGCUCGACGGAAUCUCCGGGGACAAACUCGAAUUGGAGGCGAAGCUGGAGAACACGCUGGACGAGAGGCGGGCACUGUUGGACAGGUGCCUGAGGAGUGAGGCUGAGGUGGACACCUUGCGUGCAACCACGGCCGAUCUCCGCAAGAAGCUGGACGACUCUGUGGCCGCCCUCCACGAACUCGGCCGAGAAAACCAGGCCCUGCAGAUGGACAAUGCCAAGUACCAGGGACGCAAGUGGGCAGACGACUCUCAGGUGGCCCACUGCACCGGCUGCCAGAAGCAGUUCACAGUCACCAUCAGAAAGCACCACUGUCGAAACUGUGGCAACAUCUUCUGCAACGAGUGUUCUGCAAGAUCUGCCACCAUUCCGUCUUCAAAGAAGCCAGUCAGAGUGUGCGACGGCUGUUUCGCCGAAGUGACCCAAUGAACUCUGUGCCGCGGGUUUUAUUUUUUAACUUGGCCUUCAUCGUGGAUGUGCACAAAAUGGUUCUUUGGUCGUGCUGCUAACGUCAUUCUUGUUUUACGGUUACAAACAGUUUACUAGCAAUGCGGUGAUCAUGCGGGUGCGUAGAACUGUGCCAUUAAACUAACCGUGGGAGUGAGCACAGCUGUCGGCACGCCGAGCUCGUGGAUUUGGUGAAUGUAUGAGACAACGACGGCCUAAUGUUGCGCUAUGCCUCUCUAAUGAUUCAGGUAAACAUACUAUAUGCUCUUCCUGCCUUGGUGCAAUUAGUACUAUAUGUAAGAUACAUGUAGGUAUAAGACUUGAUGAAUUUUCUUAAGAUAUUUUCUUGCUUUUUUUCACAAGAGUGACUAAUAUAUAUAUAUAUAUAUAUUGAAUGUCCCAUAAAUAAUAAACUUUAAAAGAUA
This is a messenger RNA of Ixodes scapularis (black-legged tick), 4478 nucleotides long. Its product is annotated as early endosome antigen 1. The record is from RefSeq and is a predicted model, not a curated record. Lineage: Eukaryota; Metazoa; Arthropoda; Arachnida; Ixodida; Ixodidae. Bases 25 to 4035 code for a protein of 1336 amino acids. Gene Ontology annotation, cellular component: early endosome. Gene Ontology annotation, molecular function: metal ion binding; 1-phosphatidylinositol binding. The transcript is spliced from 37 exons. Gene Ontology annotation, biological process: endocytosis.